Molecule: messenger RNA, 828 nt
Organism: Saccoglossus kowalevskii
Lineage: Eukaryota; Metazoa; Hemichordata; Enteropneusta; Harrimaniidae
Product: hyalin-like
Source: RefSeq, a predicted model, not a curated record
AUGACCAUGCACAUUAUUCUGUUACUGUACACAGAUGCUGAGAGUCCUGUUGUGAAUUGUCCAGGUAAUAUAUCGCAGAACACAGACCCUGGAGCUUCUUGGGCGAAUGUAACAUGGAAUGCUGCCAAUGCAACUGAAAAUUCAGGAUCAGAUAUCGAUCUGUAUGUGUCUCAUGACCCAGGCAGCCAUUUCUCUAUCGGAAGUACAGAUGUUAUGUAUUCUGCUGUCGAUGCAUACAACAACACAGGGUACUGUUACUUUAUUGUAACCGUCAUUGACGAUGGAGCUUCCUGGGCGAAUGUAACAUGGGGUGCUGUCAAUGCAACUGAUAAUUCAGGAUCUGUAUCCGAUCUAUAUGUGUCUCAUGAUCCAAGCAGUAAUUUUCCUAUCGGAAGUACAAUUGUUACGUAUUCUGCUGUCGAUGCAUACAACAACACUGGGUACUGUUCCUUUAUUGUAAGCGUCAUUGACGCUAAGAGUCCUGUCGUCAUUUGUCCAGCUGAUAUAUGGCAGAACACAGACCCAGGAGCUUCAUGGGCGAGUGUAUCAUGGGAUUUUACCAAUGCAACUGAUAAUUCAGGAUCAGAUAUCGAUCUGUAUUUGUCUCAUGCCCCAGGCAGCAAUUUUCCUAUUGGAAGUACAAUUGUUACGUAUUUUGCUGUCGAUGCAUACAACAACACAGGAUACUGUUCCUUUAGUGUAACCGUCAUUGACGCUGAGAGUCCUGUUGUCAUUUGUCCAGCUGAUAUAUUGCAGAACACAGACGAUGGAGCCUCCUGCUCGAAUGUAACAUGGGGUGCUGUCAAUGCAACUGAUAAUUCAGGAUCU